AUGGCUGAUGUCAACUUCGCUCUUACUGAUACUUCUAAAAAAGGUUUUUGGCGACGACAUACGUCCACUUUGCCAGGAGGUGUCAAGCCUGUGGAGUCAAAAACAGGGGCAACGAAGCUAGUGAUCGGGGCUCAAUACUCUUAUGGAGAAAUGUCAGCUGCCAAUGCUGUUGAAGUCAUAGGGAAUACGCAGACACAUUCUUCUAAUCAAGCGACUCGAGAUUUGCAUCAUAAAGAUCCUUCUUCAAACCCAUCUGUCAAUUUCUCAACCUUUAUGACGGAUACAAAUGAUGAUUGGAACGAUAAAUUAGAUAGUGAAGAUUUGUCGAGUGAUAAAUUGAAAAUUCAAAGUCAGCAAAAAAGUUCUCAACAGAAAAAAAAAGAAGUACCUGAACUAUUUAGUGUUCAGUCGAUUUCAGUUGAGAAAAGUAUCGGCAUAAAGGCUGAAAUUGCUGGACUAGUCCAAGAUCCCAUGAACUCGAUAAAUUCGUUGAAAUCAUCUGUCUCCGAUGCUAAUCGAAAUUCACGUAUUAAUAAAUUUAAAGACGUUUUACAAAGUCCUAAUGUUGAUUUAACUGCACUCAGACAACUUAGUUGGAAAGGUAUACCAGAUGAACUGAGACCUAUGGCAUGGCAAUUGCUUCUUGGUUAUCUUCCAUGUAAUUCUGAUCGUCGUGUAGCUACAUUGGCACGUAAGCGUAAAGAAUAUGAAGAUAGCGUCUCCCAAGCUUAUGCAAGGGGAGUUGCCGGGCUAGAUCAAACCAUAUGGCAUCAGAUUCAUAUCGAUGUUCCCCGAACAAACCCUGGUAUUGCACUUUACCAAUAUGAGACAACACAACAGUCUCUGGAACGUAUUCUAUAUGUUUGGGCGAUUAGACAUCCCGCUAGUGGGUAUGUUCAAGGAAUCAAUGACAUUGUUACGCCAUUUUUCACAGUAUUCUUGUCUGCUUACAUAGACGGAGAUCCAGAAACAUAUGAUCCAAGCUUACUUCCAAAAGAAGUGUUAACUGUUAUUGAGGCAGAUAGCUUUUGGUGUUUAUCUAAAUUACUCGAUGGCAUUCAAGAUAAUUAUACGUUUGCCCAACCAGGGAUACAAAGACAAAUAAGUACAUUAAAAGAUUUGAUAAAUCGAAUAGACGAGCCAUUAGCAACACAUCUCCGGGAGGAAGGCUUAGAAUUCAUUCAGUUUGCCUUCCGGUGGAUGAAUUGUUUGCUAAUGCGGGAGAUGUCUCUCAAGAAUACUAUUCGAAUGUGGGAUACUUAUUUGGCCGAAGAUUCUGAUGGUUUCUCAGAAUUCCAUCUAUAUGUAUGUGCGGCGUUUUUGGUUAAAUGGUCUGAUAAACUAAAGUCAAUGGACUUCCAGGGAAUUAUGAUAUUCCUACAAUCAUUACCAACUUCUAAUUGGGGCUACGAAGAUAUUGAACUUUUAUUAUCGGAGGCCUAUAUGUGGAAAA
Molecule: messenger RNA, 1453 nt
Organism: Dentiscutata erythropus
Lineage: Eukaryota; Fungi; Glomeromycota; Glomeromycetes; Diversisporales; Gigasporaceae
Source: the annotation of a GenBank genome assembly